AUGACGUCUCUUAUUGAAUUGCUAUACAGGUUUGACACUUAUAUUACGAGCCAGCUAGAGGCGAAUUCGUUCACGUCAAAUUUGUUAAUAACUCCGACUUCGAAAUUCAUUACGGAAAUUCUUGUUUUGACAUUUAUUGGCCUUUUGAGCUAUGAGAUUAUCUAUUGGAGCGGGAUCUAUUUGAACUUAUGGGAAUACCAUGCUAAGGAUGUGUUUACGGAGGUGCCUAUCCAUUGUGCCCAUGUCAACAUACGAUUAAAUAUUAUCAAUCGAUCCAGUGAGUCGAAAUUAAACGAGUAUUACGAUAUCAAAAAUAAAUCAAGGUACCAUAAUCUCCUAUAUUGGAAACAAUUGAAUGACUUGAGUGCAAAUAUGUUCAAGCUAAACAAAUUUAUUAAAUACUACUUUGAAUUUAGCCCUGAUGAUUUUGAAAUGAACAAAGAACCCGAGUUUGGAUCCACGGUUCUGCACUUGAGAGCUAAAAUUUUGAAGUUGUUCAAUGAAUCUGAACUUUACAGGGACUAUGAGAAAAGCGCCAUACAACCUAAUGAUGUUAAAAUAUUCAACAAUCAAAAUAAAGAAGUGUCAAUUGAAGAGAAUGAUAAUUACUUAAGUAAAUGCAACAUUGAAACAGGUAAUACUAUUGACACCAUUGUUAUAUUGUGA
This is a messenger RNA of Lodderomyces margitis, 666 nucleotides long. RefSeq lists its product as uncharacterized. The record is from RefSeq and is a predicted model, not a curated record. Lineage: Eukaryota; Fungi; Ascomycota; Pichiomycetes; Serinales; Debaryomycetaceae. The transcript has a single exon. The coding region runs from base 1 to 666 and encodes 221 amino acids.